AUGAGUUUCAAGGCUGUCGUAGGAGUGGUGCCCACACUUCUUCUCCUACUCCUUUUCAACCCGAGUUUGAGCCUUGCCGCACCCCCAGUCUUCGCCUACCCGCCGGGCACAGCCCAGAACGCGAAGCGGAAUGUCACGCAGGCGUUCAAAGAUGCGAUGACGCUUGCAAAGGUUGUGGCCAUCACUGCCACUGACUGUGACCCUGCCUUUCUGCGGUAUUUCCAGCCCCAAGACUUCACGUUUGUGCAGCGGAUGUUCCGGACGAUCGCGAACAUCGACCUGUUCAUGGAGAUCAACCCGCAGGACAUCGGGCCGCUGCUCUCGUCCUCCAACUCGGCCGCGACGUGGAACCCGGACUUCAUCGCCCUGUGCAUCGCGUACGGCGACAACCCGUUCAACCCGGCGGCCAGCGGGCACUCGUGCGUCGACAGCGGCGACAACGCGUACACCAUCUACGACACGAGCCCGGCCGCGCGCUUCUCGGGCCUGAUCUCGCUGUGCCCCGACUCCGGCCUGUUCCAGUACCGCCUCUCGCUGCGCGACACCGAGGACCCGCCGGCGUGGGCGCGCGCGGGCGGCGACCCCUCGGGCACCCCGCUGGCCGGGUUCGGCUGCGACGGCCUCGGCGACCGCGACACCGCGUACAUGAAGGUGAUCGGGGCGACGGUGCUGCACGAGCUGUUCCACUGGCCGUGGAUGUUCCUCAGCGUGCCGGACUACGCGGCGCGCGUCCCGGACCACGACCACCGCAUCUGGGACUACGACGGGCCCUGGGCCCCCGGCGCGUACGGGCCCUUCAACGCCCUCCGCAUCAACCAGCUGCCCGCCGACCCGCGCACCGGCAACUCCCAGUCCCUCCAGAACGCCGACAACUACGUCUGGUACGCCCUCUCCCGCUACUGGUCCUUCCGCUGCGCCAAGACCUUCGGUCCCGCCCUGUCCGCCGACGACAACUACAAUCUCGGCUCCAGGCAGAGGGGGCCGGGCUGA
Cladophialophora immunda is the source of this 990-nucleotide messenger RNA. RefSeq lists its product as uncharacterized. The transcript is spliced from 2 exons. NCBI's taxonomy places the organism in Eukaryota, Fungi, Ascomycota, Eurotiomycetes, Chaetothyriales, Herpotrichiellaceae. The record is from RefSeq and is a predicted model, not a curated record. Bases 1 to 990 code for a protein of 329 amino acids. Gene Ontology annotation, molecular function: metallopeptidase activity.